Messenger RNA from Branchiostoma belcheri (Belcher's lancelet), 2133 nucleotides. RefSeq names its product cleavage stimulation factor subunit 1-like. The record is from RefSeq and is a predicted model, not a curated record. Gene Ontology annotation, biological process: mRNA 3'-end processing. The transcript has 14 exons. Lineage: Eukaryota; Metazoa; Chordata; Leptocardii; Amphioxiformes; Branchiostomatidae. Gene Ontology annotation, molecular function: RNA binding; protein binding. Gene Ontology annotation, cellular component: mRNA cleavage stimulating factor complex. The coding region runs from base 1 to 1257 and encodes 418 amino acids.
AUGAAGUACCGGUCUGGCCAGCUGUACUAUGAUGGUUAUGAGUCAGUAGCUGCCAGUCUGGCUAAGGUUGUACGACUCCAGGGUGCCCUGACUCCCUCUGAUCGCCUGCUCAGACUCACCAAACUGGCACUGGUCACGGAAGAAGGUACAAAGCAGAACUCUUUGACAAAGGAGAGGGUUGCACCAGGAGGUGGUAUUGACUUGGAGUUUGAGUCUGAUGUUGUGACCAUUUCUCCUGAGGCUGCCCUGUACGAAACCUGCUAUGUGACAUCCCACAAGGCUCAGUGUAGGGCCUCUGCCUUUACUUGUGAUGGCCAGCUGAUAGCUACCGGGUCUGUGGAUGCCUCCAUCAAGGUCCUGGAUGUUGACAGGAUGUUGGCAAAGAGUGCACAGGCCCCUGAACAGGCAGCUCAGGAAACCCCACAGCAGAACAUGGAGAACCAUCCUGUCAUACGGACCCUGUAUGAUCACAUUGAGGAGGUGACUUGUCUGGACUACCAUCCACAGUACCCCAAUGUCCAGCUCCUGGCCUCUGGCAGUAAGGACUACACAGUCAAGUUCUUUGACUUCACCAAACCGUCAGUCAAAAGGGCCACCAAGAGUAUACAGGAGGCAGAUGUUGUUCGAUGCCUGUCUUUCCACCCAUCAGGUGACUUCAUUCUGGUGGGCACACAGCACCCCACAUUACGCCUGUAUGACAGCAACACCCUGCAGUGUUUUGUAUCCUGUAACCCUGCAGACCAACAUAAGGCAGCUAUCAGUGCUGUAAAGUACAGCCCCAAUGCCAACCUGUACGUCAGCUGCAGUAAAGAUGGGGACAUCAAGGUGUGGGAUGGUGUCAGUAACCGCUGUAUUGCCACAUACACACGGGCUCAUGAUGGAGAGGAGGUGAGCUCAGUGGUUUUCUCCAGGAAUUCAAAGUACAUUUUGUCGAGUGGUAAGGACUCUCUGGUGAAGUUGUGGGAGUUGUCUACAGGCCGUGCUCUCAUCACCUACACUGGAGCUGGGUCUUCUAAACAGGACCACCGAACACAGGCUGUGUUCAACCAUACCGAGGACUUCGUGUUCUUCCCGGAUGAGAAGACCACCAGUCUGUGUUGUUGGGAUUCCAGAAAUGCUGAGCGACAGAGACUCCUGUCACUGGGACAUAACAACGUGGUACGGUCCAUUGUCCAUUCCCCAACCGGUCCUGCCUUUGUGACCUGCAGUGAUGACUACAGAGCUCGCUUCUGGUACAGAAGGGCAAACAUGGAGUAACAGGCACUACAUGGCUUGAACAAAUGGUUCUAGCUCUUCUGAAGAAAAUGUUUAGGCUCCCUGUACUUUUUCAUCCAGCAGCAGUAUGUUGUACAAUGUAUAUUCAAGCUAAAACUGUACACAUUUCGUGCAUACUAAGAUAGUAACAACUAGCAUGUCUACAAUGUAUGUGCCUGCCGGUUAUCCAGUCAUUUGUUUAGAUUGUAGUAAGUUUAUACAUUGUACAUGUCAUAGACAUUCCUGCUCUGGUAAACAAAUAACAAGUAUCUACUGCAGUCAUUUACAUUUUACAUAGCGUUAUGAAAAUAAAAUAAAAUAAAAAUUGCUAGAGCUGUGACAUAUCCAGGUAAAAAAAAAAAAAAUUGUUGACAUUCUUGUGUAAAAAAUCCACUGUUUCAGUUUGACAUACAUGUAUUACUGUAAUCAUCAGAUACAAGUAGCUGUAGGAAGUAUUGUAUCUAGUAGUGAUAGUUGGGUCUGUGUCAUUUACAUAAAACUAAUAGAAAGUCUAGCUUAUAAAAAUAGUGACUGAGACUCUAAUAAUAGGCAUCCUUCUAUCUUGAAAGAUGAUAGUAGAAUUCUAGUGUUCCAGCCAUGGAUAGCAUAUCCAGUCCUAGCCUAGCAUAGCAUUAAUUCAACCACAGUUGAAAGAUAUAGAAGUCGACACGUUCUGGAGCUGUUAACAUUACUUGUCCACCCCUUUAUAUCAAGCUGUUCCCAACUCAAUAUUAUUGUGACCAUCAUUCGCAUACAAUGACGGCAUAAGAAAAGAUAAUACAUUCCAGUUGUACCUGUAACUCACAUUUUGUAGUACCAACAAACAAAAAUGGCUGACAGCUGUGUUUCCAGCUUUUAAACACACUUGUAAGGUACCCC